CGAGAAUGGUGCAAACAAGGAGCAACGUCCCCACCACCAGCCACGUCGUUGGCGAGGAGAACGCGUCGGGCAGCGACAAUGGUACGGGCGGCAUUGGUUCGACUCCGGACGCGGUCCAGGCGCUGUUCGGCUUGGGGGUGACCGCGGAGCAGCUCUAGGCAGCCGUUGCGGCACUUUCCGCCAUGGGUGGGAACGUGCCCGGCGCCGGAGUUGGCAAAGCUCCGCCCAAUCUCCAUGGCGAACACGCUGCCACUUCCCAACACAAGGGGAAGAAGACCCGGAGGAGUAGAAGGAGGCCCGGCAAGGCCCCGGCAAUCGAGGAGGUGAUUGUGGAGGACGUCCCGGAUGAGGAGGACGAUGAGUCCAGCGAGUGCCAAGUGUCAACCUUCAGGCGCUUAGGAGGGGAAGAGACCCGGGUGUCGGCCUUCAACAGGCUCGACCGCGGACCUGAAGUUUGCCCGGGCGACCUCCGCCGACAAAUAGCCAAAGGCAAGCGGAGGCAUGCUGAGGAGUCUGCAACAUCGGAUGCUCGCUCGGCGAGGUCCGAGCGGAGCGGAGAGAGGCGGGAGGAGCGCACCCAGCGUCGCCAUAGCCCGACGAGAACUGAGAAGACAAAGGUCUCUGACCAAGGAGUGUCUCGGCUCGCACGUGAGGUUGCCGAGCUUAAGCGCCGAGUGGAGACCAGGGCUCCCUACAGCCAACCCAUCUUGCGGACGUGUCGAUGCUUUCUCGCGACGCUGGAGGGCUCUGCGUGCGAUUGGUUCAACCGGCUCCCGAAGGGAACUAUUGACGAUUGGGAUACACUGGCGGAGAGGUUCUUGACGCAUUUCGCGGCAAACCGAAGGCAGAGGCUCCCUUACUCCCACCUGCUCAACAUAUGCAUCCGCAAGGGAGAGAAGGUCCGCGACUUCAUAGUCCGGUGGGAACAGGAAGCCAGAGACGUGCAUGGGGCGGAUGACCAAGCGUUGGUGGCCAUGUUCCAAGCAGCCCUUCCCCGCGGAGAAGUGAGGAAGGAGCUCCGCAAGAAUCCUCCCCCCACGUACCAAGAGACCUUGGCGCGCGCUAAGUUCCUAGCCUCGGAGGAGUUCGAUGAUGUUCCCGACUCUGAGCCCGCGCCCGCCAAGCGAGCUCCUGCAGACUCCAGAGAGGCCGCGAAGAAGAGAAAGAAGAAGAAAGAUUACACCGCGGGCCCGAGGACGCCUUCGGCUGGUGUGUACUCCGUGGGUGCGCCCGUGGGGACGGGUCGAGAGCUUGCCCUCUUCUCGCUCCCGCAUAAGGAGAUGCAGAGACUCAUCGCCCGAGGGCCGCCUCCCCGAGAUGAUGGAGCAGCCCCAUCUCGGGGGCCGCCGGAAGGAAGAACUUGGAGAAAUCCGGCCGAACCGGUCGCGGUGGCCACGCAGGCAAGGAACCCCGAGAAGAGGCACAUUGGGCGAGAGUGUGAUGAUCUAGACGAGGACGAAGCCCAAGGAUAUCUGAUGGGAUUCUUCCAUGGAGGAAACAUUGGCGGGGACUCCGUCGCUCAAAGGAAGAGGUGGAAGCACAUGGCCUUCGUCGCCAAAGUCCAUCAGGCGCCGGCGCCCAAGAACGGAAGACGUGAGCAAAUCCAAUUCACGGAGAAGGAUCUUCCGAACACGCCGAGCCCCCACCGGGAUGCCUUGGUCGUGAAGCUGGAGAUUAACAAUGCCAUAGUGCACCGCACCUUGGUGGACACGGGAAGCUCGGUCAACAUAAUGUAUGAGAAGACCUUCCAAGACCUCGUCUUGGACCGCAAGGACUUAAGGCCUGUGUGCACUCCACUCUCCGGGUUCACGGGGGACUCCAUCGAGGCCGAAGGAGUCAUCGCCGUGCCCGUGAUAGUAGGGGAUGGUGCGCACAAGGCCAAGCUGAAGAUGGAGUUCAUGGUUGUAAGCAUCAACUGCGCGCACAACAUGAUCCUAGGACGGCCCGGCCUUGAGGACUUGGAAUGUGUGAUCUCCCCAUACUACUUGUGCAUGAAGUUUCCCACUCCUUCGGGAAUCGGGGUGGCGAGGGGAGACCAAAAGUUAGCUCGAUCGUGCUACGUCCGUAUCACGAAGAAAUUGCCAAGGGAUGAGACGUUGGUCGUGCACGCACAAGAGGAAAGGCGGAAGCUGGGAGCACGACCCAAGGCCGAGCCCGCCGAGGAGGUCGAGGAAGUGUCGCUCGACCCUCAGACACCCGAGCAGAAGGUGAAGGUCGGGGCGAGCCUAACUGGGAGCCAGCGGAAGCGCUUGGUGGGCGUGCUCUCUGCCUACCGCAUGAUCUUUGCGUGGGGCCCCGAGGAUAUGCCGGGGUGGAUCCCAAGGUACUCAGUAGCCGAAAAGACGGUCCUGGCCGUGGUUUCGACUGUGCAGCGGCUAACACCCUACUUCCAAGCUCACCCGGUUCAGGUGCUCUCCCAACAACCCAUAGGAGCGCUGCUCAGGAGCCCGAACGCGCCCUCGCGCAUGUCCAAACGGGCGGUGUUCCUUGGAGCUUUCCAGAUCAAAUUCAAGCCAAGGCCAGCGAUCAAGGGCCAAGCGCUAGCUGACUUCGUGGUGGAGUGCACCGCUCGGGAGGAGCCGAGCCUCGAAGAGCCGGAAGCCGAUGACUGGUGGAUAGUUUUUACCGACGGCUCCUCCGCCGCCAAAAACUCGGGGGGUGGAGUGGUAGUCAUUGCGCCCGAAGGCUUCAGAGUGUAUUACUCAAUUCGAUUAAGUUUCAAGGCAUCAAAUAAUGAAGCGGAAUAUGAAGCGCUCUUGUGCGGGCUACGCCUAGCAGCCGGGAUGAACGCAACAAAGCUAAGGGUAAAGUGUGAUUCAAAGCUGGUGGUUGGCCACGUCUCGGGAGAGUUCGAGGCGAAGGACGAAAGAAUGAAGAAGUACAGAGAUACCGCUCUAGAGUUACUUAAGAGUUUCACCGCGUAUAGUGUGGAGCAGAUCCCUCGGGCGGAGAAUGCCGAGGCAUAUAUCUUGUCGAAGCUGAGCUCGGACAUGCCCGAGCACAUCAGGCGGAUGGCGAACGUGGAAGAGUUGUCCGAGCCGAGCAUCCAUGCCUUCCCCGUGGCGAUGAUCUGUGCUCGGCCAAGAGAUUGGAUGGACGACAUAGUUGCUUUCUUGAAGGAUGGCGCCCUCCCGGACGAUGCAAUAAAGGCCAAGUUGGUCCGGACAAGGGCACCUGGGUACACUUUGGAGGGUGAAAAGCUAUACAAGCGAGCAUACAAUGGUACGCUGCUCAGGUGCCUCCGACCAGCUGAAGCGGAGCAGGUCAUGGAGGAGGUGCACGCGGGGAUCUGCUCCGCCCACCAAGGAGCCUACGCGGUGUCAAGGAAGAUAACCCUCCAAGGAUAUUUUUGGCCAACAAUUGUUAAGGAUUGCGCGGAGUUUGUGAGAAAGUGCAAGGUGUGCCAAGAGUUCCAGAAGGUACCAGGGAGGCCUUCAACAAACUAUACCCCCAUCAGCACAGCUAUCCCGUUCGCGCGGUGGGGGGUGGACCUCGUGGGUGCGCUUCCUAGAGGUACCGGGAACGUGCGCUACGUCAUUGUAGCCAUUGACUACUUCACCAAGUGGGUGGAGGCGGCCCCAUUGGCAAGCAUCACUGGAGCUCAAUGCCAGAAGUUUCUCGCAAAGCAAGUCAUCUGCCGCUUCGGCGUUCCCGAGCACGUAAUCACAGACAAUGGAACACAAUUCGAGUCCAAGCCCUUUAAUGACUUUCUCGAGAGUUGGGGGAUCAAGCACAGUUAUGCGUCGGUUGGGUACCCGCAGACAAACGGGCAGGUCGAGAACGCCAACCGAACGAUAGUCGAUGGGCUGAAGCGAAAGUUGGAAGCUUGUGGAGGGGAGUGGGCAGAGGAGUUGCCCUAUAUCUUAUGGACCUACCGGACCACGCCCCGAAGGGCAACUGGGGAAACUCCUUUCGCUCUAUGCUACGGAUUCGAGGCAAGGGCACCCACAAAGAUCUCCAUCGCAACCCACCGGGAAGAGGUCUUUGACCCCGAGCGCAAUGAGGAAGCCCUGGCAGCCGAGCUCCACCUCGUACAUGAAAAACGAGAAGCGGCCUUCAUACGGGUGGAGAAUUACCGAAGGAAGGUGAAGAGCUACCAUGAUGGGCGCGUGCGCGCGCGGGGGUUCGUUGAAGGAGAUUGGGUGCUGCGCAAGAGGGCAGUGAGUCGCCCCCUAGAAGGAGGAAAGUUCGCCAAAAAUUACGAAGGCCCAUACAUCAUCAAAGAAGUGGUGGGACCUUCAACAUUCCGCCUGCAGACGCCGAGCGGAGGGGACGUGCCCAGAACGUGGAAUGCCGAGAACUUAGUUAAGUUUCAUCAGUAGACUUCUGAUGUACACGGACCCCAAAAUGGGAACCCGCAGAUCUUUUCGGUUGAGCUCAAUGGAAGUUUUUUUUUUUGCGAAAAGAGCUUGCUUGAACACG
Molecule: messenger RNA, 4422 nt
Organism: Cuscuta campestris
Lineage: Eukaryota; Viridiplantae; Streptophyta; Magnoliopsida; Solanales; Convolvulaceae
Source: the annotation of a GenBank genome assembly